AUGCAGGGCAUAUUGCCUCCGCCUGAAGGCGUGAUACCAGACUUUAGUGGCGGAAGAUCGGCUCUUCAGCAACAGAUAUUGGUUUCAUAUAGCGCACUCACAGCAGCUUCCGCUCGGAAUCCAAGUUUCGAUGAUUUGUUCCUUAUCUGCAGUUGGCUGGGAUGCAUUGCCUGGCUCGGUGUAUGUAUCUUCGCAUUUCGAUUUGGAUUCGGCCACCACGGCUGGAAUGUCACGCUCGAUAAGAUGAUGGGAUAUCAGCAAAUGUUGGUUGGAAUAUGCAUUAUCUACGCCUGGACACCAGCACUCACAAAGUUCUCUUUGCUCUUCCUGUAUUAUCGGAUAGGCACUCAGGCUUGGAUGCGAAUCGCAAUUUAUGCGCUUGCACUCUUGACGUUUGGCUACACUCUUUCCAUUACUAUUGUUGUCGUUGGACCUUGCAAUCCCCAAAUCAAUACGGCAGGGAAGUGUUUGAAAGACCUCAAUCUUUUUAUGGCCAUCAUCAAUAUUCUCACGGAUUUCUUCAUCAUCCUAUUACCGCUUCCAAUGUUACACUGUCUUCAGCUACGCCUGAAGCAAAAAGUUCUUCUAAGCCUAGUGUUCACGCUCGGAUCGGGGGUCAUCAUCGCCUCCAUCGUUAGGAUUAUUUAUGUGUACAAUUACAUCAGCAAUCCGGAUUUUACAUUUUACCAAGCCUCGGCCUGUAUUUUCUCUGUGGUCGAAUUGAAUGUAGGGGUGAUUUGUGCGUCAAUGGCCACAUUGAAGCCUUUCCUUGUUCGACACAUGUCCUGCAUGUUGUCUUUGUCCGGAAGCAGCGAAAAAUCAAAAUCUAAGAGUGGAGUUUUGAGUUGGCUGAGAUUGUCUCGGGGUCAAAACAAGAGUUACGCAUUGGGAAGUCUGGAUAAUCAUGAGGCGAAACCGUCUCAAAACAAAGACGACUCCAGUAUCCAAGUUUCGACUCAAUUCUUUGUAACUUCGACAGAACACCCAUUGAAGGACAGUGAUAGCACUGAGAGAAUCAUCGUACCCGAUAUAAGCAAGGACGUAUGA
This is a messenger RNA of Bipolaris victoriae FI3, 1047 nucleotides long. RefSeq lists its product as hypothetical. The record is from RefSeq and is a predicted model, not a curated record. The coding region runs from base 1 to 1047 and encodes 348 amino acids. NCBI's taxonomy places the organism in Eukaryota, Fungi, Ascomycota, Dothideomycetes, Pleosporales, Pleosporaceae. The transcript is spliced from 5 exons.